CCAAACAUGAAGGCUUUUGAUUUCUCAGAUGACUUCAUUCCAUUUCUUUUCGCACUAAUAUUGCUGUCCUUAGCUAUUGCUAGCAACUCGAUGGUGGUAGCUGCAGUACGGAAAAAGAGGUUUCUACGAUCGACAACCAAUUAUCUUCUGGUAAAUCUUGCUGUAGCAGACAUUGUGAACGCAAUAUUUCUACCCUUCAUGUUGAUUCAACGGUAUGUCAGAUUUGAAAAAGGGAUUUUGGCUGAUUUUCUUUGCAAGUUUUUCAUUUAUUACCACGUUCCUGUGACGGCAAGUAUUGUAUCGACCCUCACUCUAGUUGUUCUGUCUGUAGAAAGGUACCACGCCAUCGUGAAACCAAUGAGGACAGUGGGAAUAAGACUGAGAAAAGAUACCGUAAAAUAUGCCAUCGUUGCAGUGUGGAUUAGUGCAAUAAUUUUGACGCUGCCUCUUUAUAUCUCCGGAUAUUAUGACACUACAACGAAGAUAUGUCUUCAUAACAGUGAUAAGACUUUUCAGCAAGUUUUUGUCUACAGUUUUAAUUUUAUUGUUACUUUCCUCCCAUUUAUCAUCAUCACUUUCUGUUACUUCCAAAUCGUUCGUGAGCUGUACUUCAAGAACAAAGUGGCACCACAGAACAUUGCAGCACAACAAGACGCAUUAAAUAAGAGAAAAAUCGUGAAGUUAUCCAUCUCAGUCACCACUGCAUUCGUACUUUGUUUUUUUCCUCUGGCAAUAACUAUAAGUUUGACAACACUGGAUUCUAGCAGGUUCCCGCGCAAGUACUCUCAGACAGCCAGCGUGCUAUACUUUGCACAGACUAUUAUAAACCCAUUCUUGUAUGCUUUUCAAAGCACUAAUUUUCGUCGGGCUUUUAAACUAAUACUCUCUUGUCGCCAGUAG
Messenger RNA from Actinia tenebrosa (Australian red waratah sea anemone), 900 nucleotides. Its product is annotated as allatostatin-A receptor-like. NCBI's taxonomy places the organism in Eukaryota, Metazoa, Cnidaria, Anthozoa, Actiniaria, Actiniidae. The record is from RefSeq and is a predicted model, not a curated record. Gene Ontology annotation, cellular component: plasma membrane. Gene Ontology annotation, molecular function: G protein-coupled receptor activity. Gene Ontology annotation, biological process: G protein-coupled receptor signaling pathway.